AUGUAUAGAAGAAGUAUUAUUAGAAGUAAUAUAACAUCUGUGCUAUUACGUAACAGUAAAUACUGCUAUUCAACCACAAAUGGAUCUAGCAAAAAUGACUUUAAUUUUGAUUUUAUGACCCAAGAAGAAGAAAGAACCCCAAAUCCAUUAUUACCAUUUCAAAAAGAUCUAGGUUCAGUAGUUAUACCUGAAGACAUGAAACCUAAAAAACAAAAACUUCUGGCCGAGGAAAAGGAAGCUAGAAAACAAGCAAUUCGUGAAAAAGCAGUCAUGCCAUCAAGUUCCCCCUUCCGUAAUGAAGAUGGGACAUUUAUCAAAGGUCAUAAUUCUCAAGAUGCAAGAUUACAUGAUUCAACCCUUUUAGGAAAAGUAGAUAAUCACAUCACAGUAUUACCUCGAGCAAUAGCAAAAGCUAUCGGGAACAAUAUCUUAAGUACAAAUACCCCAGGUAGACUUAGACAAAAAGUGGUUUCCAUCUAUCAAAAUAUGCAAAAGGCACAAAUCCAAAAAGAUCCUUCAACUCCAUUAGAUACAAAUGCUCAUAUUGCGGCAUUUUUCUUACAAGAUUAUUCUCAUUGUAGACAGGUUUUGUUAGAACUUCAAAAGAGAGUUGGGAAGGAUAAGUUCAAUCCUCAAAGUGUUCUUGAUGUUGGAUAUGGUCCAGCUACAGGUAUGGUUGCCUUGAAUGAAAUAAUGGGGGAUGAAUGGGUUCCGAAAGAUAAAGACGCAUAUAUUGUCGGAAGAAGAAAUGGGGAAAUGAAAAAGAGAGCAAAGAUUAUAUUAUCGAGACAAAUUAAUGAGAAUUUUGCUGGUGAACAACCAUCAGAACCAUCUAAAAAGGCAUUAAAGCGGGCUGCACGUGCCGCUGCUGCAAAAGCUCAAGAGAUAGCUGAAAAUGGAGAAGAAGUGGUGGAGGUUGGACAGGAACAAGAAGAGACUGUACAAGAAGAGACUGCACAAGAAGAACAAGUAGAAGAAGAAGAUGAAUAUGUAGGUCCUGUCAAUACCAAGAAAAUCAAUAUUCGUACCGUAUUUAGAAGUACCAUUCCAAUGACCAAACAAUACGAUUUAAUCAUUGUGAAUAAUUCCCUAUUAUCUCGAGAAUUCAGUUUUCCAAGAGAUGUUGAUGAAAACAUAAGAACCAUUUUACGUUGUUUAGCUCCCGGUGGACAUCUUGUUCUUGUUGAACGUGGGAAUUCUGUCGGGUUUGAAACUAUUGCACGUGCAAGACAAAUCAUGAUCCGUCCGGAAAAUUUCCCGGAUGAAAUCGGGAAGAUUCCUCGUCCAUAUAUUAAAGGAUCGAGAGGAAAACCACAACGGAUGAAAAAGGAGGAUGCAAUCAUUACUGAGGAUGAUAUUAAGUUUGAAGAAGAAAUGUUAGCUAAGAUGGAGCAGGAAGGACAAGAAAUGGCAGAAGAAUUAAAAAAGAAGUUUGGAGAUGUGGCUGAAGAAGAAUUAAAAUUCGAUCAUGAAGAAGAAAUGGAAGUAUUUGAUGUUGAUACCCCGAUUGAAGAAAUGUUGGAUAGAGUUGAUUAUCAUUUGAGUAUUGUGGCUCCUUGUCCUCAUCAUAGAAAAUGUCCUUUACAAUUAGGUGAUCCUAAAUAUUAUAAGAUUUCUUCGCAUAAACGUAGAUUAAACUUUUGUUCAUUUUCAAAAGUUGUGGAAAGACCAAAAUAUACUAUGGAAUUGAAAAGGGGUAAAUUAUUAGCUUCUACUUGGGAUAAAUCUGCUGAGGAUGGUAUUGGUAAACUCACAAAAGCUCAAUUGAAAAAAAUGGAAGGGUCUGGUAGAGCCGGUGGUCGUGAUUCAGAAGAUGGAUCUUAUUCAUAUUUGAUUGUUAAUAGAAGUUUAAAUGAUAAUGCUACCCUUGAAAAGAUUGAAAAAGAUCGUGAAUUUAAAGAUAGAGAUGAUUUCACCGAUAUAAAUCAUUGGCCACGUAUUAUUGAGAAUCCUCAAAAGAAGAAGAGUAAUGUUACCAUGAAAGUUUGUUCAGCUGAAGGGAAUGUUGAAUUAUGGCAAGUUCCAAAAAGUUUUGGUAAACAAGAAUAUCAUGAUGCAAGAAAAGCUUCAAGAGGUGAUCUUUGGGCAUUAGGUAAGAAAUCUCAUGUUGUUAAGAAUACAUUAAGUGAUGAAGCUCGUGAGAAGUUGGAUAAAUUGUAUAUUACUCAGAAAAAGAAUGUCUUAAAGGAACAACAAAAGAAGAGAUGGAAGAAAGUUCUUUCUGUUAAUGAAGAGACAUUUAAUGAUGAAAUUGCUGAUGUUAUGGCUACUAAUUUAGAAAACUCAAGAAAAUAUAAAGCUUUGAAUAAGAAGUUGCCAUUCGAUGUUGAUCCAGAAAGCUUUGAUGGAAAUUAG
This is a messenger RNA of Hemisphaericaspora subhashii, 2355 nucleotides long. RefSeq names its product mitochondrial 37S ribosomal protein RSM22 (gene RSM22). The record is from RefSeq and is a predicted model, not a curated record. Gene Ontology annotation, cellular component: mitochondrial small ribosomal subunit. NCBI's taxonomy places the organism in Eukaryota, Fungi, Ascomycota, Pichiomycetes, Serinales, Debaryomycetaceae. Gene Ontology annotation, molecular function: methyltransferase activity; structural constituent of ribosome. Gene Ontology annotation, biological process: translation. The transcript has a single exon. Bases 1 to 2355 code for a protein of 784 amino acids.